AUGACAUGGAGUCUAUCAACCACUUCACCUCUCUCUACUAUCGUGCUCAAGAUUGGAAAGGAUAGGGGUCAUGUACUACAUGUAUCCGGCUAUCAUAGGAAUGCUGGUGUCCUCAAAUAUGUCAAUCCCAAGAUUGGAACAUACGGAGUCACGCCUAAUGGUAACGGGGGGAUGAUUCCGAGUGUUGGCAUGCCUUUUGGGAUGACAAGAUGGACGGCUGUGACGAGAGAGAACUUCAUCUCUCAAUGUCCCUAUAACGACAUGGACACCCACAUUCACGGUUUCCAAGCAACUCACCAACCUGCCAUUUGGAUGGGAGAAAGCGGUCAAGUCCUUCUCAGCCCUGGAGUCGGAAAAGUCGAAGCGUUAUUCACGAAACGCGGGCAUAGAUUUUCUAAAGUGGAUGAGACUAGUACGCCUUAUGUUUAUGAGGUUGUCAUGGAUGCGGCUACUGUGGAAAUGGGGCACAAUCUCACGGAGAGUAUUUACAGUCCUGUGCCGGGAGGGGAGCAACCUGUGCCGGAAGACGUCAGAGAGGGAGUGGAGGGACGGGUCAGGAACGUGGAUGGAAAGACGAAAUCUGUGGAAGCAAGGUCAGAUGACAAGGUGCAAGGCGAUGGAACGAUUAAGGUGGCCAUAACUGCCACUGAGCAUGUAGGCCGGAUGCUUGUCGACUUUAAAGACGCUGAGAUGGGAGGGUCACUGCCAUAUGUCUUCAUACAAGCUACACGACAGAACUGGACUGGCGAAAUCAGAAUCGACCCUGAACUUCGGGAAGUCUAUGGGCGAAACCCGCAACGUCAAGACUAUGCACUUGGCCCAUCACCUGCUGCCAACUUCAGCGGCUACUUUGUGUCUCGCUUCUCGGCGCCUUUCCAUGCGUUUGGUAUUCAUGAGGGAGACCAAGACAAGUCCGGUCGUGUUCAUGGAAGGACAGAUCAUCUCGGAGCAUAUGUUCAAUUCAGCCAGGACCACAAGACGGUUGAAAUUCGCACUGCGGUGUCUUUUGUGAGCAUCGAACAAGCACGAUUCAACUUGGAAAGCGAGGCGCCAUCCUCCCUGUCUUUUACCCAGGCCGUGGACAACCUGAAGCAAGCCUGGCUGGAGAAGCUAGGCAGAGUCACCAUCAAGGGAUUCAAUGCGACCGAUGGCGAGCACGAUCAAAGAACAAUCUGGUACACGAGCUUAUUCCAUGCGCUGCAAUACCCACAAGACUUUUCCGAGAAAAGUUCUACAAGCGGCUUGCGCACAUUCUACAGUGGCUACACGGACAGUGUACAUUCUUCUCACGAUUCGUACUACCAAUCGUGGUCGAUCUGGGACACAUUCAGAGGCGAGCACAGUCUCCUGACAAUGUUCGCUCCCGAGCGAGUUAACUCCAUGAUACGCUCGUUGAUCCAAAUCUACGAAUGGGCCGGGCGUCUCCCAAUGUGGGCCAACAUUGUCGAAACCAACAUCAUGAUUGGCACGCACGUUGACGCAGUCAUAGCCAAUGCUUUGGUUCGCGGUUUCAACGACUUCGACAUCCAACAAGCGUGGUCCGCCGUUAAGAAAAAUGCCUUUGAGCCUCCGAUCAACGACACCUCACUGCUCUACUACGACCGAGAAGGCCACACGCCAGACGAAGUCCGAGCCGGUCUCACCACAUACAUGACCAAAGGCUACGUAGCCAAUGAUCGCUGGGCAGAAAGCGCAUCUCGCACUCUCGAUUACGCAUUCGACGACCACGCAGCCGCCAUCGUAGCAACCUAUGCCGGGGACCACCACACCGCCCAAAAACUCCACCAACGAAGUCUAAACUACCAAAACAUCUACAACCCUGCCACCGGAUUCAUGCAAGCCAAAAACGACAACGGCUCCUGGGCCAGUCCCUCACACGGCUGGACCGAAGGCGACCACUGGAUCUACACCUUCUCCGUCAUGCACGACCCCCUCGGCCUCGCAAAGCUCUUCGGCGGCCGCCUCAACAUGAAAGCCAAACUCGACACUUACUUCCAGUCAGGCCACAACGACCACUCCAACGAACCUUCUCACCACGCCCCGUAUCUCUACGCGACCAUUGGUUAUCCCCACGCCACACAAUCUCUCGUCCGCGAAAUUGCACAGCAAAAUUAUAAUUCUACGUCGGCGGGAUUAUCCGGAAAUGAGGAUUUGGGACAAAUGAGUGCGUGGUUUAUUUUUUCGGCUUUGGGCUUUUAUCCUGUGAAUCCUGCGAGUGAGGAAUAUGUUGUUGGAAGUCCGUUUUUUGACGAGGUGAGGAUUCGUUGGCCGAGGGGCGUGGAUCGGCUGGGGAAGGAAGGAAGAAAUAGUGAGGAUGAUGAGGAGGAGGAGGAACAUACGGUAAUCAUUUCUGCUCCUGGGGCUCCGACGAAACCUUUUGUCAAAGGGUUGAAAGUCGAUGGGAAGGUUGUGGAGAAGGCGGUUUUGAAACAUGGUCAGAUUGUCGGUGCGAGGAGGAUUGAAUUUGAAAUGGCCGAUACGCCGCAGGAGUGGGGGAGUUGGUAA
Molecule: messenger RNA, 2505 nt
Organism: Sphaerulina musiva SO2202
Lineage: Eukaryota; Fungi; Ascomycota; Dothideomycetes; Mycosphaerellales; Mycosphaerellaceae
Product: glycoside hydrolase family 92 protein
Exons: 3
Coding region: 1-2505 (834 amino acids)
Biological process (GO): glycoprotein catabolic process; carbohydrate metabolic process; protein quality control for misfolded or incompletely synthesized proteins
Cellular component (GO): cytosol; nucleus
Molecular function (GO): carbohydrate binding; peptide-N4-(N-acetyl-beta-glucosaminyl)asparagine amidase activity
Source: RefSeq, a predicted model, not a curated record